Messenger RNA from Ustilaginoidea virens, 1932 nucleotides. RefSeq lists its product as uncharacterized. NCBI's taxonomy places the organism in Eukaryota, Fungi, Ascomycota, Sordariomycetes, Hypocreales, Clavicipitaceae. The coding region runs from base 1 to 1932 and encodes 643 amino acids. Gene Ontology annotation, molecular function: catalytic activity. The record is from RefSeq and is a predicted model, not a curated record. The transcript has a single exon.
AUGCUCUCCGACCGCGUCGUCCAGCUCUGCACCGCCACCACCACCGUCAGCUCCGCGUGGGCGCGCGACCCGUCCCGGCCGCCCGGCGAAAUCGCCCAGCAGCUCUACGGCAGCGGCACGCGGCGCGGGCGAGCCACACAACAGCAGCAGCAGCAGCGCGCGGCGGAGGCGUCGUCGACGGAGGCGCAGGCGCAGGCGCAGGCGGCGGCGCGACGGUGCGGCAGCUGGGGCCCAUCGGCGCCCAGCCCGCUCUUCCUGCAGGCGUUUGCCGACGCGCUGCGCUGCCUCGAGGCCGACCCGCUGGCCGGGCUGGUGUCCCCCCCGCUGAUGGGGUCGCACGGCACGGUGCCGCUGACGGCGGUGGCCCCGCUGGCCGACGUGGUGCGGCACUGCGCCAACCUGGUGGCGCGCGCCGAGACCGAGGUCUUCCUGGUGACGUGCGCGUGGUCGCCGUCGGCGGCGCAGCGCCUCAUCAGCGCCGCGCUGGGCGAGCUGUCGGCGCGGGCGGGCGCGGACGGCCGCCGCGUGGCCGUCAACCUCAUGUACGACGCGCCCGGGGUGGCCAGCCUGGCGGGCGCGCGGCACGCCGUCGGGCCGGCCGCCUACGCCGGGCGCGGGGUGCGGCUGCCCCGGCCCGAGGACAUCCCCCACGUGCGCCUGCGGGUGGCGACGCUGCACGCCCUGCCGCUGGGCACGCUGCACGCCAAGUUCUGCGUCGUGGACCGCGCCGCCGCCGUCGUCAUGAGCAACAACAUGCAGGACAACGACAACCUCGAGAUGAUGGUGCACGUCGAGGGCCCCGUGGUCGCCGGCCUCGUCGACACGGCGCUCAACCUGUGGGGCCGCGCGCUCGAGCCCCCGCCCGCGCCGUCCUCUUCUCCGCACGAGGACGAGGACGAGGACGAGGACGGCCUGUCCAAGAGCCGCGACGGCUGGGGCGCGGAGGACGGCGCCCCGCCGGGCGAUGCCCCCGCCGGCCUGGUGGCGGCUGCCGCCGAGGCCCGCCCGCCCCUGCCGGAGCACACGCCCGACGACCCGCACUACGACGACGACGUCGGCGCCGAGACGCUCCGCGUCCAGAGCAGCUACGCGGAGAAGCCCGGCGAGAGCCGCCUCCAGGCCGCCAACCGGAAGCUCAACGCGGCGGUCGAGAAGCCCAUCCCGCCGACCGGGCCGGAGAUCGGGGCCGGCCGCGAAAUGACGCCCUACGUGUGCACGGCGACGGCCCGCCCCGUGCCCAUGGCCCUGGUGUCCCGCCCGCCGUACGGGUGCUUCGGCUCCCGGGACGGGUUCGUCCCGCAGAACGAGGCGUGGCUGUCGCUCGUCCGCAACGCCCGGCGCGACGUGUUCAUCCAGACGCCGGAUCUCAACGCGCCGCCGCUGCUGCGCGAGCUGGUCGCCGCGCUGGCGCGGGGCGUCGAGGUGACCUGCUACCUGUGCUUCGGCUACAACGACCUCGGGGAGAUGAUCCCCGGCCAGGGCGGCACCAACGACCAGGUCGCGCGGCGCCUGCUGGCCCGGCUGCCGGACCCGGAGCACCGCGCCCGGCUGCGCAUCCACAACUACGUGGGCAAGGACCAGGACCACCCGAUCCACCACUCGUUCAAGUCGCGCUCGUGCCACAUCAAGCUGCUGAUCGCGGACGGCGCGGUGGGCGUCCAGGGCAGCGGCAACCAGGACACGCAGUCGUGGUUCCACAGCCUCGAGGUGAACGUCAUGGUGGACAGCGCGGAGGUUUGCGCCAAGUGGCGCGAGGCCAUAGAGCGGAACCAGAACACGGGCGAGUUUGGACGGGUCGCUGCCGACGGCAUCUGGAGGGACCGCGAGGGGAAGCCCGGCAAGGGCUACAUGGGGGAUCCGGGCAGGGUCGAGGGGCUGGUCAAGGGGGUGUUUGGGAUGGCCAUGAAGAUGGAGGGGCUGGGGGGGUUUUAG